GCCGCUCUUGGGGGAAAGGAAGCCAGUUGGAGGAAGCCUGGCCAAGCAGAGGAUCAGAGGAUUGUGCUGAGCUGCACACAGCUGGGUUUACAAGCUCAAGGUUAGUGGCCCCCCGCACGUCUCCCCAGAGCUGACAUCUUUGGAGAGUUGUCUCAGGAGGGCACGGCGCCAUCUCUCAUCCCCGCAGGAAUUCUGAAGCUCCAGAUAGGAUAGGAUAGGAUAGACCCGGAUCUGCCCCCUCGGCUCAGCUCACCCUACCAUGCGGACUUUGCCCCUCCAGGUCAAGAGUGGAGUGUUAAAAUAAAAUGGAUGAUUUGACGUUACUUGAUCUUCUGGAGUGUCCCGUGUGCUUUGAAAAACUCGAUGUCACGGCCAAAGUCCUCCCUUGCCAGCACACCUUCUGCAAACCAUGUCUCCAGAGGAUUUUCAAGGCCCACAAGGAGCUGAGGUGCCCGGAAUGCAGGACCCUGGUGUUUUGCAGCAUCGAGGCACUGCCGGCCAACCUGCUGCUCGUGCGUCUUCUAGACGGUGUGCGCUCGGGGCAGAGCUUGGGGAGAGGGGGCUCCUUCCGCAGGCCUGGUGUGCUGACCUCGCAGGACGGCAGGAGAGGCAAGAGUAACCCCAGAGCUCUACAGUCCCGCUCUUUCCGGCUGGUGCCUAAUAUCAGAAUCCACAUGGAUGGGGUGCCAAGAGCAAAGGCCUUAUGCAACUACCGAGGGCAGAAUCCCGGUCACCUGAGGUUUAAUAAGGGAGAUGUCAUCCUUCUGCGGAGACAGCUGGAUGAGAACUGGUACCAGGGGGAGAUCAAUGGAAUCAGUGGGAUCUUCCCAGCCAGCUCCGUGGAAGUCAUCAAGCAGCUGCCCCAGCCACCCCCGCUCUGCCGGGCCCUCUACAAUUUUGACCUACGAGACAAAGACAAGAGUGAGAGCCAGGACUGCCUGAGCUUCCUCAAGGACGAUAUCAUCACCGUGAUCAGCCGAGUGGAUGAGAACUGGGCAGAAGGCAAGUUAGGAGAUAAAGUCGGCAUCUUCCCAAUCUUGUUUGUAGAGCCCAACCUCACUGCAAGACACCUCCUAGAGAAGAACAAAGGCCGUCAAUCGGUCCGCACAAAGAACCUGUCUCUGGUACCCUCAUCCUCCCGAGGCAAAGCAGCCAACACGCCCACCCUCCGCAGGGGCCCUGGGUCCAGGAGGAAAGGGCCCGGGCAGUUCUCCAUCACAACAGCUUUGAACACUCUCAACAGGAUGGUCCAUUCUCCCUCGGGGCGCCAUAUGGUGGAGAUCAGCACCCCAGUGCUCAUCAGCUCCAGCAACCCCUCUGUGAUCACCCAGCACACGGAAAAAGGAGAUAUUCCUCCCAGCUCUGUGGGGCAGGUCAGCACUUACCAUCCCAUACCUGGCUCCCCAGGACAUUCCGCGACCAUCGUCAAUCUGUCCAGCUCCCAACAACACCUCUCAGCAAACAUGUUUGUGGCCCUGCACUCCUACUCAGCCCAUGGACCCGAUGAGCUGGACCUACAGAAGGGAGAAGGCAUCAGGGUCCUGGGCAAGUACCCAGACGGCUGGCUCAGGGGCGUCUCCUUGGUCACUGGGCGGGUUGGCACCUUCCCCAACAACUAUGUCAUCCCCAUUUUCAGAAAGACAUCUAGUUUUCCAGAUUCUCGGAGUCCUGGUCUCUACGCCACAUGGACGUUAUCCAACUCCUCUGUGUCCUCCCAAGGCAGCAUUUCAGAAGGUGAUCCCCGGCAGAACCGUCCCUUCAAGUCCGUCUUUGUGCCCACCGCCAUAGUCAACCCUGUGAGGAGCACAACCAGCCCGGGGACUUUAGGACAGGGCUCUCUUCGGAGAUCCGGGAGGAGCAGCAUGAGAAAGAGUAAGUGGUGGCAGAGAGAUGGAUCCCUGCAGAGGCCCGUCCAGUCAGGGAUCCCCGCCCUGGUGGUGGGCUCCCUCAGACGCAGCCCCACCAUGGUGGUACGGCCUCAGCAGUUCCCGUUCUACCAGCCGCAGGGGGUCCCCCCUGCCCCCUCCACGGUGGUGGCAGCGGAACUGGGACCGCAGCCCGCUCCCACCGGGGAGCCUGCCCUCACUUGUGUCAGCAGAGGCGGCGACACCAGGACCCGCUCAGCCGCCAGUUCCCUCAUCAUGGAAGGCAAGGAAAUCCCUGUCAAGAGCGAGCCUCUACCUAAACCACCUGCAUCCGCCCCACCAUCCAUCCUAGUGAAACCAGAAAACUCCAGAAAUGGCAGCGAAAAGCAAGUCAAAACUGUGCGAUUUCAGAAUUACAGCCCUCCUCCGGCCAAACAGUACACCUCCCACCCGUCAGGAAAGCCUGAACAGCCUGCCAUCCCCAAGGGGUCCCAGCCCGAAGCCGCCCCCUCAGGCCCAGAGAUGACCGUCCUAUUCGCCCACCGAAGCGGCUGCCAUUCGGGACAGCAGACAGACCUCCGGAGGAAGUCGACUUUGGGCAAGACCACCACCCCAGUGUCCACUGCUUCGGCCACACAGACCGUGUUUCCCAGCAAAUGAAUCUACGGGUGGCUUUUCCCAGACCCCAGAGAGACCCGGUCUUGGUCAUCUUCCCAGGAGGAGCUAGCAACAACCGGGAUGCUGAAGAGCACAAAUGAUCUGCUGGGAUGGAAACUGCUCAGUGGAGAGUUUGUGGACCACAUGAUAUUCCUUGGACAUCGGGGAUGGUACCGGAAUACCAACAGGCUGGCCUCUGGGACAGAAGGGCAAUAGGAGAAAGAACAAAUCUGUCUUCAUCCAGAGUAUCCGUGGAUGGUGAGCCAGGAUGGGGAACAGCACAUGAGCCAUGUUCUGUUCCAGGUUACAGCAGACUCCCACCUCUCCUGGUAGUCUGUUCUGUUGUCAAAGCCAGGCUUUGUCUUGCCAGUUUCUCACACCUUGGCACCUCACUGACAAAUGAGAAGACUAGACUUCAGAUUCCUUCCAACUCUGUGACUGGCCAGUCUGUGCAGCUCACAUUUGGAGUAGUGCAGGUAGGGGAUGGUAUCACAUUCUCCUCUUGGAUAUUCAAGCCAGAGAAGCCAAUGCUUCUUCACAACACCCCUAGCCUUCACCCCCUCUCCUGACUCCCACCAAGCUUCCUAUGUCCAUCCACCACAUCUUUGUUCUUUUCCAUUCCAAUUCCAUGCUGUCUUUUCCCCCUGACACUCUCUGGUCCAGAGGAUUUCUGUUCCAACAUACUGAUCAAAGAAAUAAGGAACUGGUACAUAAGGAAUCUCAGAAGAAAAUGAUGAUGUAAUAAUAGAGAUACCACAGAUUACAGUGCUCACAGUGAGGCUAUUUCAAGUCUAAAGAUACAAAAAUCAAUUAUAACCAUUCAUUCUUUUCUGUUCAGAGUAAGUCAUCCUAAAGGGCAAGUCACUAGAAGAUCUUCUAUGCCUGGUUUAAAAAAAAAACUCUA
Messenger RNA from Herpailurus yagouaroundi (jaguarundi), 3426 nucleotides. It is a transcript of the gene SH3RF2, whose product is annotated as SH3 domain containing ring finger 2. The coding region runs from base 306 to 2525 and encodes 739 amino acids. The record is from RefSeq and is a predicted model, not a curated record. Gene Ontology annotation, molecular function: ubiquitin protein ligase activity; protein phosphatase 1 binding. The transcript has 11 exons. Gene Ontology annotation, biological process: protein ubiquitination; positive regulation of JNK cascade; positive regulation of proteasomal ubiquitin-dependent protein catabolic process. Lineage: Eukaryota; Metazoa; Chordata; Mammalia; Carnivora; Felidae. Gene Ontology annotation, cellular component: nucleoplasm.